Molecule: messenger RNA, 1407 nt
Organism: Mytilinidion resinicola
Lineage: Eukaryota; Fungi; Ascomycota; Dothideomycetes; Mytilinidiales; Mytilinidiaceae
Exons: 1
Coding region: 84-1190 (368 amino acids)
Source: RefSeq, a predicted model, not a curated record
GCUUGCGAAACCUCUCCGCUCGGACUUGACCAUUCCUCAUUGUGAAAGCUACCUUUUCAAGUAGCGACACUGGCGGUCACUAUAUGUGGAAGGAUAUCUGCAGAAUCCGCGACCAGCAGGUAUCAUUAGCGCAGGGUAUGCCUUUAAUACCCUACAAACGUUGGAUCUAUCAACUAUGGGAUUCAGUGGUAUCAAGGUACUCAAUAGGACAACUUUCUUUCGAAGAAGACAAGCUCGCUGUCCUUGCAGGUAUCGCAACCUAUGUCGAGGAGCUACUGCAAGACGAAUAUCUGGUGGGGAUGUGGCGAAAUGAUCUGGCUCGUCAAAUGUGUUGGUCAGUGUCGACUCCGGAUCUCUGCACUCGUCGAUUGGCAUACAUCGCCCCAACCUGGUCCUGGCUGACUUUGAAUGACAGCCGUAUUUCAAUGCCCGACCCUGAGAGUGCCGUUUUUUUUGUAGAUAUUCUGGACGCCCAGGUCAUAUCGCAACCGAACGAUCGAGAGACGUCCUCGAAAGCUCGUGUUGUGGCAGGCUUUCUAGAUGUCGCUUGCUUUUUGGUGCCCGGUGUGCUUAGAUUCAAGAACGUCACUUGGGGGCCGGGCUACAAAAUUACUGUGAAAGGAGGUCCCGAUCUCAAUUUCCUACAUGCCGAGGUUGACCUCGACAUACACCGGCACCAGACUAGGGACGUUUGGCUCAUGCCGGCUCUCGGAGGCGACAACGUAACAGGACUCAUCCUCGAAAGACGGAACGAAGACCAGGGGGCAUUUCGACGACUGGGCCGCUUUUGUCUGUUUAUAAGCGAUAUAUCUGAGGAAACUACUGCGUUCAUCCGCUUUUGGCAAAUUGCGCUUGAUUCUAUUCCUGGGGAGACAGGGACGAUUGCAACAGAGAGCCAGGAACUCUGGAAAUCACAGGAACCUCUUCGCGAAAUCCUUGCCCCGUGCUGCAAAACCACGGGUACAUAUAAGAAUGGAGAUGAUGUGACUGAGCCAGACGAUGGUGUGUGGUUUUUGAAUCUCAGUCACGUUGUCCAGGAAGUAUCUCCAGAUGUUCCAUCCGAGAUGGAGGAAGACGAAGAGACGAGCGAAGACAAACAGUCAGGUAAAAGCGACAAAGACAACAAUUAUUGUUCUAAGUGGUACAAAAAGUACGACGGAGUGUCUAGAUUGAAGAUUCGAAUUAUAUAACAUCGUCUUUGGCAGCUGCAGAGUGAGAGGGUAUAGUAAAUCUUCCUUGGAUUAUCUCGGAUACUUAGAUAUUACCUCUCCUCAGAUCAACGGUCAUCAUGUAUUGCGAUCUACAGUCACAUAAUUGAGAUAUUGAUUACACGUGCACUGUAUUUGAGAACACCGAAAACAAAUUUUGUUCCGCACGAGGCUGAUGAAAAUACAUACCUGCUCAAGG